CGUUGUCAAAGUUAUCGUUGCAUUGUUUUAUUCAUGGACACGUAAAGUAACAUGUCUUCAAUAACCUAUAUGAUACCUAGCGAGAACAGGGAGCAGCUUGCCGCAGCAGGGGUCCUCGAUUCUCUUAGCUACGGAACCAAGCUCCCCAUUGCCCCAGGUCGUCCUCAUCUGCAGAGGUCUCACUCGCAUUCUAUCGCUCACUCCUCACCACCCUCUCCAAGUCCUCAUGGUCGCCCAUAUGGGUCUGGAUUUCUACCAUCCUUGAACCACGAUCGGUUCGGAACAUCGCCACAUGGAUCCAAGUCCCUAGGUCCAGCGGCUGCGUCAAAGUACUUUGGCACAAGCUCUCCUAGCUCAUUCCAACGGCCAUCUCCGCCCAAUUUCGCGAGCUUUGGUCAUUCCUCCUCAUAUCAGGGAGAGAGCGGAAGUCUUCCGCGUCAUCUACAGCACUCCAGCUCAAGCAGCCAUACCAGCCAUAGCUCGGGGCACUAUAAUGACAGUGGGCACCACGCGCACCCUCAGGGGGUCCCUCACCAUCAUCAUCGCCAGCACUCAGAGCAUGCCCACUCUCAGCAGGAGAUGUCCUCAUCCCUACCUUCCCACUUUCAUAUGCACCCUUCGCAAUCAAGACCUGCACGUUGGGAAUCCCAGAGCUCCAGCAGUCGCCAGACACAUGCCAGCAGUUUGAGCCCCAAAACCGAGUCUAUGGAUACCACAAUGUCCUCGUCUUUGCCUUCACUGCCUUCAUUGGGAUCCAGUCACCCGUCUCCACGUGGUAGCCAGCCGGCGAUGUCCUACACGCACCACAGCAGCAGCGGCACGCCCCCACUCCCUCAGUCUCCUUCGCAUCCUCAGGCGCCCCAUCACCGCCACCAGCAGUCGCAGGAGUUUGGGCGGUCGCCUUUGUCACACCAGAGCUAUGAUCAGGGACACGGGCAUGGACACGGACACGGACACAGUCAAGGUCAUGGACAAGGACAUGGACACGGACAUCAGCCUCACCACCAGCAUUCGCGCUCCAGUGGAAGCCCUGGGCCAUAUUCGCAAUCCUUCCCCAACUACUCUCCUAUGCACCAUCAUGCCGCGUCGCCCUCUCCAUCUCAUCCACAGUCACCUCACUCUGGCCACCACCACCAUUAUUCGUCUUCGCCCUCGUCCUCAUCCUCGUACUUCCCAUCCCAUCUCCCAGCUUCACCUCAUUACCCCUCGUCCUCGUCCUCGUCGCAGCAUCAGCAACCAUCACACCAUGGGUCUCCUUCACCGAUGGAGGAGCGCCGGUUCCAUUCGGCACCUAUUCCUGUGCGACACCGAUCCUAAGAUGCUCUUUGAUUGCCGCCAUUUUUUUUUAUUUUUUGAUAUAGACAUGCCUCCAUCCUUCCAUCAUCCUAUACAUAGACAUUGUUUUCUUUUUUGGGACCCUAAACCAGUGUGGUUUCCUUUGCAGCCU
Messenger RNA from Gamsiella multidivaricata, 1447 nucleotides. RefSeq lists its product as uncharacterized. The transcript has a single exon. The coding region runs from base 52 to 1317 and encodes 421 amino acids. NCBI's taxonomy places the organism in Eukaryota, Fungi, Mortierellomycota, Mortierellomycetes, Mortierellales, Mortierellaceae. The record is from RefSeq and is a predicted model, not a curated record.